Polistes canadensis is the source of this 1247-nucleotide messenger RNA. Its product is annotated as protein FRA10AC1. The transcript has 4 exons. The record is from RefSeq and is a predicted model, not a curated record. Bases 225 to 974 code for a protein of 249 amino acids. NCBI's taxonomy places the organism in Eukaryota, Metazoa, Arthropoda, Insecta, Hymenoptera, Vespidae. Gene Ontology annotation, molecular function: phosphatase activity. Gene Ontology annotation, biological process: dephosphorylation.
ACUUGGUUUGUGGUAUUAGUUAGCCAUUAUUGUUUAUUAUAUAGUAGUGGCAUAAACGUCUUUAUCAUUAUAGUAAUAUAUAUUAUCAUUAAGAUAUUGGAAGAAAAAUCGUGCAAAAAAUGUAAAAUAUUAUUUAAUGAUAAUAUAUGAUAAUUAAAUAUUCUAUGAUAUACAAUUAAAAUAAAGUUAUUCUAUACAUUUGUAUAAAAAAUUUCUUAACAAGCAUGUUCCCAGCUUACGCUUAUUUAUCUGCUUACGACAGACAUAAAAAGCUUAUAAAUGACUAUCUGUUAUUAAAAGGAGAAACUGUAACAUCUUUAAAGCGAGACACGUCCCGAGAUAAGAGAGACUAUGAUGUUAUCAAAGAGAAUCAUAAAUUUCUGUGGGAUGAGGAUGAAGAUCAACCUAGUACAUGGGAAGCUCGAUUAGCUAAAAGAUACUAUGAUAAAUUGUUUAAAGAAUAUUGUAUCUGUGAUUUGACCUAUUAUAAAUACAAUAAGGUUGCGUUGAGAUGGAGAACAGAGAAGGAAGUGAUCAUAGGCAAAGGACAAUUUGAAUGUGGCAAUAAAAAAUGUACUUUAAAAGAAGACCUUCGUUCUUGGGAAGUUAACUUUGGUUAUAUUGAACAUGGGGAAAAAAAAAAUGCUUUAAUAACAUUGCGUCUAUGCCCAGAAUGUUCAAUGAAAUUAAAUUAUCGAUCUCAAAAGCGCGAAGUAAAAAGAAACAAGGCAUUAAAACGUCUAGGAUCACAUCCUAAAUUUGAUAUUGAAAAACCUAGUACAUCCGAUGAUACAUCUAAUAAUACAAGAAUUCAAGAGAAUGAAAAUCUUUCAACAGCUGAAAAUGUUGAUAAUACUGUGGAUGAAGAAUUGAAAAUUGAGAAAUCUAAUAUUUGGAAAGAGAAACCCGUAGAAUCAGUAGAGCGAUCAAGAGAAGAAGAAUUUGAAGAAUAUUUGGCUGACUUAUUCAUGUAAAAAAAAAAUAUUGAUUUUGUUCCAUAUCUAUAUAUCUAUCAUAUUGAUAUAAUAAUAAUUAUUUUCAAAUAUCAAUAGCGCUAUUAUAUAUAGUAGUAAUAAUUAAUUAAAUAUAAAUUCUUCUGUACAUUAAUAUUAUUUCAGUUAGAUACAUAUUUGAAUUCUGUAAUUAAGUAAAACUAUAUUAUUCCAUCUAAAAUGUAUUAAAAUAUUUAAUAAUUCUAACCUUUCUAAAUAUUUUGUAAUAUAAUAAAUAAAUAAUCUAAAUUAUGU